This is a messenger RNA of Triticum aestivum (bread wheat), 1101 nucleotides long. RefSeq names its product receptor kinase-like protein Xa21. Lineage: Eukaryota; Viridiplantae; Streptophyta; Magnoliopsida; Poales; Poaceae. Gene Ontology annotation, molecular function: protein binding; ATP binding; protein kinase activity. The transcript has a single exon. Gene Ontology annotation, biological process: protein phosphorylation. The coding region runs from base 18 to 974 and encodes 318 amino acids. The record is from RefSeq and is a predicted model, not a curated record.
GCCACAUACCGGCGAGCAUGGGAAACCUUCCACUCUUACAACUACACCUUGGUGAUAACAGUUUCCAAGGGUAUAUACCACCGGCACCGAGCUUUGUAAACCUUCAACAACUAACAUCAUUAAACCUCAGCCACAACAAUUUCCAAGGUGACAUACCUCAGAUUAGUAACCUUAUUAAUCAUCUCAUUAGUUUGGAUCUUUCAUCAAAUAAGCUUACAGGGAAAAUUCCUGAUUCUUUGGGCAAAUGUUACGGCUUAGAGAGUCUGCAAAUCGACCAAAACUUUCUUACAGGAAACAUACCAUCAAAUUUUGGUAACCCAACGUUGCUGAGUAUGCUGAAUCUUUCACACAACAACUUGUUACGCACCAUCCCAUUAACUCCAAACAGACUAGAGGCUAACAGUCUUGAUCUUUCGUAUAAUCAUCUUAAAGGAGAAAUACCCAGAAAUGGACUAUUCGAAAAUUCUACAGCUGUUUCACUUGUGGGUAAUUGGAGGCUUUGUGGAGGUUCCAUGGAUCUUCAUAUGCCCAUGUGUCCCGCUGUUUCUCGGAGGUCAGAGACACAAUACUAUUUGGUCAGAGCAUUGAUUCCAUUAUUUGGCUUUGCGUCACUUGUAAUGUUGACUUACAUUAUAUUCUUUGGGAAGAAGACGUCAAGAAGAACAUACUCAAUUUUGCUUUCUUUUGGCAAGAAAUUCCCUAGAGUUGCUUAUAAUGAUCUAGCUCGAGCUACAGGGAAGUUCUCAGAGUUAUACCUUGUCGGAAGAGGAAGCUAUGGUUCAGUCUACAGAGGAAAGUUAACUCAAGCUAAAAUACAAGUGGCUAUUAAGGUUUUUGACCUUGGUAUGAAAUGUGCAGACAGAAGUUUUGUAACAGAAUGCGAGGUUUUGAGUAGAAUUCGGCACAGGAACCUUGUACCUAUCCUAACUGCAUGUUCGACAAUAGAAAUAGUGGUGACGCUGUCAAAGCUCUAGUUUACGAAUUCAUGCCUAAUGGGAAUUUGGACACAUGGUUGCACAACACAUUCUCGGGUAGUUCUUCGAAAUGUUUGUGCUUAGCUCAAAGAGUAGACAUAGCCAUCAAUAUAGCCAAUGCGCUGGC